GGCUACUCAACAUCAGAAAUCUGGUAUGCAGUCUUGGAUGAUGGCACAAAUUACUGUAACUUACAUAAUCUCAUCACAGGUAAUUAUGACUUCUGUGUUUGCUUGUGUGUUUCUCUGUCAGCAAGAUAAAAACAACUAUCAAACAGUGCAAGGCAAUGGCCAAGGACAACUGGAUUAAAUGUUGGUUCAAUUUGCAUGAAAUGUGAAUAAUUUACAAAUGUUUGUCUUUCCUAGCUAAAAAGAACCGAAUGCGUAUAAUUAGUGCCCAAUUUCAUUUCCUGCCGGAGGCGCGCAGUCUGUGAGUGCUCUCUGGUUAACAUGAUCAUUUGAUUAGCAAACAUUUUGUUCUCUCUUUAUGCACAUGGGUAGAAGAGACAAAAAUCAUCCACGCGUAAAGGCCAUGGCCGCCAAGAGGAGAUGGAGGGAUUUGCCCCCAGGACCCCAACUCAAAAGGGCCCCAAAGUGACGAACCCCCUUAGAAGUUCUUGGCGGCCAUGGCUUGGAAGCGGGCAAGUUAAAUUAAUUGAUAGAAAUUAUUGCAGAUUGAUACUUUACCAUUACUUUUUGUUUUAGGUUCUAGUUUGGAUAAAGCACCUGGUUAUAAGGAGGUAACCGACAACAGUGAAUGCACUCAAUACACCUCAGCAAAUUGUGACAAGUAUUAAAUAAUGAAUAAUACACGGUUGGUGAAUAUACAGUAAUAUGAUCACACGGUUCAUUCUCAUUGAUGUUAAUUUUUUAUUAUAAUCAUUGAUGUUUUAACUAACGUACGAAUAUAAUGGGGUGCACAAAUUAUAUGGAUUUAAUGACGAAUAUUAUGAAAAGAUAUUUUAAUUAGCUUAUAGGAUGAACAUACUGUAACACCUACGAUUGUACGCCAUGCAAAAUUUUGACAUUCACAGUAAAUAAUAAAAUUAAUAAUCUUUUAAUUACUGAAUAGAAGUACUUAAUAAAGUAAGAAUUUCGUUGUUAUCAUAGUGAUUGUCGCGCCUUUGUAAAUGGCAAAUACCUGUACCUACAGUAGAGCACUGUAAAAUUUCACUGCGAAAAUCAAUUAUUGUUGAAAAAGUUCUACUGUAGUACUUAGCUAAUUUACUCACUUCUCGCGUCUUGAAAUGCAGGCGUUUUAUCCAAGACGUAAAAGUUUGUAAUUCCCCGUUGUAAGCAGACCGUAGGCUUAUGAAUCUCAUUCUAUGAAUAGCCGUCAUUGUUACGUUGCCGUCCCACAUCGUAAGGUCUCUAUUAUUCCAACUGGUUGCAAAUAUGUUCAUUAACAUUACGUUAUUUAGCCAGCAAUGUUCCAACAACUUUUUGGGCUGUGUAUGUUGCUUGAGAGAGAAUGUCUAUACUGGCCCAGUGUUCUUUAACAGAGGCAAUCCAUGCACUCUUUCUUAAAACUCACCUCUUUUUUCACCUCAGCAUUUUGCCUACCGCUGACCAACGCAGUGGCGACGACUGGGUAUUUUUAAGACCCAAUAUUAGUGACUGACUGAUUGUGCCACAAUCAGAAAUUACCGAUUACCAUUUAUUCAUGUACAAUCUACCAUUUUAUAAUGACGUCAUAAUGUCAGUUGACCGAGUAAAGGUGACGUCAUUCAUUUCGAAUUUUAAGGAUAAUUUCCAACGUAACACGUUACUGCAACCAAAGUUCGUCAUACACGGCACGCUUCACGCAUAAUGCGCAAUGUAUAUAAUUUUAAAGAGCGUAUUUUCUCAACAAUCGGUUUUACACGAUCAGAAAUACAGAUAAUUCUACCGAUUCCGAUUGUCUACCGAUACGGCAAACGUCGGCCCGACACCGAUUAUCGGUCAAUCAGUACCCAAUGCAUCCAGCAAUUUGGGUCCGUUUGAACAUUAAGUUCGGUAAGGCUGCCUGAUGUGGCAACAGGUUGGACUUCAGAUUGUUGGAGUAACAAUGUUAGACGAUGUUCGCCUGGUUUCAUCGAAUCCUUAUACACACAUUGAAGAAAUUAAUUUCCAUUUUUUUACGUCAUUUUUAACUCCUCAAUUCUAUUUAUUGUUUUAACAUUUGCUUAUGAUAAAAAUUUCGAAUUAUAAGCCCCUUGUUGCUUCGAGUGAGACCGCCUGCAUAGGGAUGUGAUCAUGUGAAUCGAUUUUGUUGUUUCUGCUUAAGCGUUAAUCUCGUGUUUUGAAAAAUGUUAAUGAAUACUAUAUUUACGAUGUGAACUUUUUACUCAUUAUUUAUUUAAUGAACUUUGGUUGCUUAUUGAAUAUCAGAUUACUACGCAAUGGCUUCAAACAUAAAAGUUAUUAAUGUCUGUGUAUAUGCAUGGAAGUGGUAUAAUCCUAAUUUUAUGACUAUAUUAUAAAAAUCGUAAUUAUAUAUUAUGAAUACUGUACAUUACUGCAGUAAAAUAUGCAAGGUUAAAAGCACUUUACAAUUUGUUAUCAGUUUGUUUUGAAGUAGAAUAACCAAGUAGCUUUUAUAAACUCAUUAAUGAUUAAGAACAUUCAAAGUCAAGCGUUUUUGGUCUAUUGAAGACAGCUGCAAUUACAUAGCUAUAAAAUAUCAAAGAUCAGAGCUGCGACUUUGUUUACAGUCCUUGCUGGCAAACGUUUGUACAAUUGCGAUUAUUGGCUGCUAAACUAAAUCAUUUUUUGUGAGUAUAUCAUCCUGCAUUUAAUCUUUGGAUCAGCUUUCAUUUCCAAUCAGUUCCUUGCUGUGUGUAUUUUCAAGUGGAGUAAAUUUGUACAGCAAUGUUGGAUUCUAUUGACAAAUUAUCUCAGACAUAUGGGACAGCAGCUGGAGCCGGCAAAUCAUCCAAACAUGGAGGAAAAAAACACACAUUGAGUAAAGUAGACAAAAUGGAUGCCGCUAUUUAUCAAAUGAUUGAUCCGAACAAGGAGAAAUACCGACAAGGAGCAACUAGCGUAAUUAUCGCUUUGAAUGUGUUUGUCAUCUUGGUGGCUAUCGUGACGAAAGACAUUACUUUGGCAAUAAUAGUUCCAGCAGUAUGGUUCUUAAGUCCUUGGUAA
Molecule: messenger RNA, 2997 nt
Organism: Paramuricea clavata
Lineage: Eukaryota; Metazoa; Cnidaria; Anthozoa; Malacalcyonacea; Plexauridae
Source: the annotation of a GenBank genome assembly